AUGGUUAAGGACGCUCGUUGCUCAAGGAAAAGCAAAGAACAGACUUACGAUUGCGCCAUUGAAAAGAACAUGAUGGACUACGCCAAAGAAUGCUAGUUCGCACAUAAUUCCUAUAAGGACAGGAACUACUGGAGACAAAACUUGUGGAUCGAAUUAGAACACCAUGGUGUACCUGAAGAAAACAAGUUUACAAUGGAGGUUUUCAACAACGGCGUCGGACACUAUACUCAGGUGGUCUGGCAGUCGAGCAAGAAGAUCGGCUGUGCGGUGAGGUGGUGUGAACAUAUGACUCUUGUAGGGUGCGAAUACGCCCCAGCAGGAAAUUAUCUUGGUUCUCUUAUUUACGAUGUUGGUAAACCAUGCACAAGCAACGAGGACUGCAAAUGCGCCAACUGUGUUUGCAGUGUAGAAGAAGCACUUUGUAUUGCACCAUAA
Messenger RNA from Haemonchus placei, 435 nucleotides. The record is from the annotation of a GenBank genome assembly. Lineage: Eukaryota; Metazoa; Nematoda; Chromadorea; Rhabditida; Trichostrongylidae.